AUGGCGACUGGAUAUGCGCCCCAGAUGGAGAAGAUUGCAGGAAUGCAUCCCUCUGAGCAGCGCGAGUUCGUCGACGCCAACUCAGUCAAGAAUCCGCCCAGCGCGGCCAAGUUCGACAGCAACACCAAUGUGACGAUGAAUACACUGCCGAGCACUGCGAAUAGUGACAGUGAGCAACUGCGAGGUCCUGCGGAGAUGGAGAGCCUAACCAUCAUUUGGUCCAGGAACUGGCUCAUCGCGGCCUAUGGAGCUAUCAUGCUCAUCUCAUUCAUCAACUCUCUCCAACAACAAACCAACUUCUCGUGGAGACCCUACGUCACCUCGGCAUUCUUGAUGCACGGUCUUACUGCCAUGACCGACAUCGUCGCCAACAUCGUCGGAGGCGUGUCGAAGCUACCGCUAGCCAUGUUCAUUGAUCUUGUUGGCCGGCCCCAAGGCUUUCUGAUGUGCUUGAUCUUCAUAAUCGCCUGCAAGUCCUUCCAAUCCAACUGGCAUGUCAUCUACUGGACAGGCAUGAACGGUGUCGAUUACGUCUUCAACAUCUUCAUUGCCGACACUGCGCUCAUGGAGAACCGGCUAAUUUGGAUGGCAUUCACCGGAUUCCCCUAUGUCAUCAACACCUUUGCCGGUCCCAAACUCGGCGAAACCUACCUCAAGCAUAGCACCUGGCGUUGGGGUUAUGGUUCUUUCGCCAUUUUGACCCCUGUAUUCUCCCUGUCGUUUUGUGCUGUCUUCUGGCUCAUGGGCAGACGAGCACGGAGAGCGGGCGUCGAGGCACGCGAACUGAGCGGCAGAACAGUCCUUCAGAGCAUCAAGCACUGGUCCAUCGAAUUUGAUCUAAUUGGGCUCCUGCUCGUAGUCAGCGGCUUUUCUCUCCUCCUUCUUCCUUGGCCUCUCGCAACUUACCAGCACCAUGGGUUCGGGUCCCCAUUGGUUAUAUGCAUGAUUGUCUUCGGACUCAUGCUCCUCGUGGCUUUCGUGAUCUGGGAACGCUUCUACGCCACGAAGACCUUCUUUCCGUACUACCUCAUGAAGGACCGCACAGUUGUUGCGUCAUGCCUGCUGGGCGCCAACGCCUGGAUUGCUUUCUACUCGUACCGGAUGAUGUACUCGUCAUACCUCCAAGUCGUAUUCCAGCUUCCUGUCGCCAAGGCCGGAUACAUUACCAACAUCUUCAACAUUGUUUCGUGUACCUGGGCAAUUAUCAUCAGUUUCGCGAUGAAGUAUACGGAUACCUACAAAUGGGGGGCCAUCAUCGCCGUUCCCAUUCAAAUUACAUGCACUGGUCUGUUGAUCAUGCUCCGUCAUCCCGGUAGUCCAAUCGCGGCGCUUGUCACAGUCGAGGUCUUCGGUGCUAUGGCAAGCGCUAUGCUCUACAAUGUUGAACAAGUCGCCAUCAUGAUGGCCGUACCGCACGACCAGGUUGCCGUCGCCAUCGCCCUCCUCAACGUCACUACUGCUGUCGGCGGUGCCAUCGGCCAGUCUGUCAGCGGCACUCUCUGGGCACAGAUUGUGCCUAAGAAACUUGUCGAGUACCUCCCCGAAGGCUCGAAGCAUCUAGCUCCGAUGAUCUACGGCGACAUUCGUAAUCAGUUGGGACUACCAUGGGGUAGCCCGGAGCGCGAGGCUGUAAUCCAUGCAUUCGGUGAUGCGCAAAGGGUCAUGGUCUUGAUGGGAACUAUUGCCUUCGCACCUUGCUUCAUCUGGGUCGCCAUGUUGAAGAACUCCCGCAUGAGCGAGCGCAAGGCUCGCAAGGGUCUUCAGGCUUGA
This is a messenger RNA of Alternaria arborescens, 1770 nucleotides long. Its product is annotated as Siderophore iron transporter. Gene Ontology annotation, biological process: transmembrane transport. The coding region runs from base 1 to 1770 and encodes 589 amino acids. Lineage: Eukaryota; Fungi; Ascomycota; Dothideomycetes; Pleosporales; Pleosporaceae. The transcript is spliced from 5 exons. Gene Ontology annotation, molecular function: transmembrane transporter activity. The record is from RefSeq and is a predicted model, not a curated record.